Messenger RNA from Tribolium madens (black flour beetle), 534 nucleotides. RefSeq names its product 40S ribosomal protein S17 (gene RpS17). Gene Ontology annotation, molecular function: structural constituent of ribosome. NCBI's taxonomy places the organism in Eukaryota, Metazoa, Arthropoda, Insecta, Coleoptera, Tenebrionidae. The record is from RefSeq and is a predicted model, not a curated record. Bases 101 to 496 code for a protein of 131 amino acids. Gene Ontology annotation, biological process: translation. Gene Ontology annotation, cellular component: ribosome. The transcript is spliced from 2 exons.
CGGAACGUUGGCAAAGUUGUGCCACGAGCGCCCUCUUUUUGUGACAAGUUCGCAGUGACCACGUUUUGCUGUACGGCAAAAAUUAAUAAUAUUCAGCACCAUGGGUCGCGUACGUACAAAAACCGUGAAAAAGGCAUCGAAAGUAAUAAUCGAGAAAUAUUACACUCGUUUAACUCUUGAUUUCCACACCAACAAACGCAUUUGUGAGGAAAUCGCAAUCAUCCCGACCAAACCUCUGCGUAACAAAAUCGCGGGAUUUGUAACCCAUUUGAUGAAGCGACUUCGCCAUUCCCAAGUCCGUGGAAUUUCCAUCAAAUUGCAAGAGGAAGAGAGGGAAAGAAGGGAUAACUUCGUUCCUGAAGUCUCUGCUCUGGAGCACGAUAUUAUUGAAGUUGAUCCAGAGACUAAAGAGAUGUUGAAGAUGCUCGACUUCAACAAUAUCAGCGGGUUGCAGUUAACGCAACCUACUGCAAACACGUUUAAUAGACGCGCAUAAUUUGUAUUUAAUUUGACACCAAUAAAUUUUCAUUAUUA